Messenger RNA from Somion occarium, 1808 nucleotides. Lineage: Eukaryota; Fungi; Basidiomycota; Agaricomycetes; Polyporales; Cerrenaceae. The record is from the annotation of a GenBank genome assembly.
AUUCGGUCAUAUUUUUGGGAUGACUCUUGUCAACUCUUGGUAGAGUAUGUAUUUUGGUCUAACUCUUGGGUUGAAUUCCUCCGAUCUUUUCUUUAGCACUCUCGUGAACGAUCCUCACCUUCUGCAGGUUUCCAUCUAAAGGAGUCGAUUCUUCGGUGAAUCGAGUCACAUAACGGAUGCAAACCCCUUCGCAGAAUAAAAAUUCUGUCGUGAUUGACACGGAAAAAUACACUCGUUCAAAGACAGAGGAUGAGUCUUUGAGUGACCUUGGGGAGCCUAAGGAGUUCUACUAUACUCGUAGCUUAACAAAAAGGCUAUUGAGAUGGGGUGUCGAAGCUCGAGGGAUUGCGCCUGCACCUCUGUGUGAAAGGACGGAUACCCAGUUUCACAAGCUCUUCUUCCUGUGGUUUUCAAUGAAUUUUAAUAUUCUGUCCUUCUCUGCGGGCUCUCUAGGGCCUGUAAUAUUCGGCCUUGGACUGAGAGACUCGUGUCUGGUCAUCCUCUUCUUCAAUCUCCUAGCUAGUGCCCUUCCUGCCUAUCUGACGACAUGGGGACCCAAAAUAGGCUUGCGUCAAAUGUGUCAAGCACGAUACAGUUUUGGUUACUAUGGAAUCAUCUUACCCAGUAUCCUGAACAUGGCUUCCAUGAUGGGCUUCUGCAUUCUGAAUUGUAUACUUGGUGGUCAAACAUUAUCCAGCGUCUCAAAUGGAAACCUCAGUUGGAGUGUGGGAAUAGUCAUAAUCUCAGUCAUUUCUUUGCUUGUAUCGUUCUGCGGAUAUAGGGUCCUCAACUGGUAUGAGCGCAUCGCUUGGAUCCCAGUCCUUGUCGUCUACGUUGUCGCUCUAGGACUUGGUGGAAAACACCUGUCCAAUCAGCCCCCUACGGAGCCCGCAUCUGCGCCUGCCAUAUUAUCUUUUGCGUCAGUCAUAGCUGGAUUUGUAAUAACUUUUUCUCCUCUCUCCUCGGAUUUCACGACAUAUUAUGUACCUUCCGUAUCACCCUGGAAAUUAUUUUGUUAUUCGUAUUUAGGUUUCAACAUCCCAAUCAUUACAAUUCAGUGUCUCGGGGCUGCUGUGGUACUUGCAGCACCAUCCGUCCCGGCAUGGAAUGAAGGGUACGAGAAUGGAAAUGUCGGCGGGCUCCUCGAGGCCAUGCUGCACCCAGUUGGAGGAUUCGGCAAAUUCUUAACGGUGCUGAUGGCGCUUUCCGUUACUGCCAAUGUCUCCCCGACUCUCUACUCCUUCGGUCUGAGCUUCCAGAUAUUCAUGCCUUUCUUGGUGGUCGUACCAAGAUACCUUUUCUCGCUUCUAGCCAUUGCAAUCAUCAUUCCACUCUCUAUAGUUGGACAACACAAGUUUUAUGAUACCCUAACGAACUUCCUGGGCUUAAUUGGAUAUUGGGCGAGCGCGUUUGGUGCAAUCAUCCUUAUGGAACACUUCGUCAUCCGACGAGGCGAUUUCUCCUCAUACGAUCUACGAUACUGGAACAACCCUCGAAAACUUCCGACUGGCCUAGCGGCGUUGGGAGCUUGCGCUUUGGCAUGCGGUCUUAUCGUACCUUCCAUGGAUCAAGUGUGGUUCGUUGGGCCCAUUGCGAAGAAGACUGGAGACAUCGGUUUCGAAUUGGCUUUCUUUGCCACGGCACUGUUCUACAUCCCGCUGAGAUACAUAGAACUCAAAUACAAAAGUUUGGUCUAAGUAACGACAUAGAAUCAUACCCAGACACUAAACGUACAAUGUUAGAAAUGUAUGCAAUAUUAUGAUACAUGCGAAGAAUCCCCUCUGGUAAUAACGAAAAACUAUUGCUAC